UUUUAGCGGAACAAAAUCAGAUGCAUGUCUCCACCGAUUUUCCUACAGCAGCUGCAUCUUCUGGUGACGUCGAAGAACUUUGGUGUGUCAAUCAAUCAAUAACACAGGUCAAGAACUAUUGCUGGCGAUUAGCUAUAUAAACCCGCCGUUUAUCGAUGCCUUCUCAGUUAUAUUCGCGCGAUUUCUUGUUAGGACAGUUUGUCAGUGCAAGUGCAGCAGUUGCUCUUUUAUCCGAGAUCAGUGGUUUUUUACUGUUGCGUGGAACUUCUGAAUUUUAUAUUUUAUUCCAAAUAAUAUUAUAUAUACUCUAAAUAAAAUAGCAGAAUGAUCGACUCAAAGAAUAAAAUUCCUAAAUAUACAUCUGAUGCUUUUGACAAUGUCGAGUAUGAAUUACGCAUAACGUACACCGUGGAAACUGAUCGGCGGAUAAUGAGUUUUGUGGACACUUUAUGGGGUAUUGAGGUCACCGGUGGAAGUGAUCAAUUUGAGCCAUUAACAAUAGUUAACGUCACACCAACUGGUUUGGCUAAACGCGCUGGCAUGCGCAUCGGAGAUGAAAUCACCCAAAUUAAUGACACACCUGCUUUGGAUUUAACUUUCCGGCAGGCUUUGGAUUUAUUUCGUAAAACUGGCAGAUAUGUGCGCGUUUAUGUAAGAGGUGAUAUUGAUGAUGACGGCGAAGAAGAUUGGACAUGUGAUUUAUGGUUUAGACCACGUAAACCAUGGAGACGAGAUUUCACACCUAUUCAAUGGGUAUUUCCAUGGAAUGAUCGUCGUAAACCUGUGUACCGUGAAUCUAAUUGCUAUAUGGUACCAAGCAAAGUUGAAGAGAAAAUUAGAGCACGCCGCGCUGCUACCUCAAAUGUUGCUGCUAAGAAGAAAGGAGAGGCACCACCACACACUAGGUCAUUAACACCUACGCCUAGGCCUAAAAAUCAACCAGGACCCAACUUACUGGAGACCGUACUAAAACCUAAAGGACUGCCACCAAAAGAAUAGGCUGCAAAAUGUUGAUAGACCAAUUGUGAAAUCUAAAAUUUUAAAAGUGUUUCCACUUUGAUUUGCAAACAAAUAUAAUAAACGUUAUAUACUUACGAGCAGGAGCUUGGAUGUGAAUAUGUUUCAAGGCAACAGUGCUGUAA
Messenger RNA from Teleopsis dalmanni, 1142 nucleotides. RefSeq lists its product as uncharacterized. NCBI's taxonomy places the organism in Eukaryota, Metazoa, Arthropoda, Insecta, Diptera, Diopsidae. Gene Ontology annotation, molecular function: muscle alpha-actinin binding; actin binding. The transcript is spliced from 4 exons. The record is from RefSeq and is a predicted model, not a curated record. The coding region runs from base 325 to 999 and encodes 224 amino acids. Gene Ontology annotation, biological process: actin cytoskeleton organization; muscle structure development. Gene Ontology annotation, cellular component: filamentous actin; stress fiber; adherens junction.